Schizosaccharomyces cryophilus OY26 is the source of this 591-nucleotide messenger RNA. RefSeq lists its product as uncharacterized. The transcript has a single exon. Bases 182 to 475 code for a protein of 97 amino acids. The record is from RefSeq and is a predicted model, not a curated record. NCBI's taxonomy places the organism in Eukaryota, Fungi, Ascomycota, Schizosaccharomycetes, Schizosaccharomycetales, Schizosaccharomycetaceae.
CGCAAACCUUCCUACCUGAGCAAGUACUUGCCUACGAAGGAACAACAUUUAUGACUUUUUAAAGAUGGAAACAAUGACCACAGAGAAGAGAAUAUACAGUCGUUGUCAAACCUGAAAAAGACCAAAAAUUAAAGGAACAAAAAAAGAUGAAUUUUUCGAAAUAAAACCAAGAAAAAAAGGAAUGAUUGUUGUGAUAGGUAAUAUCCUUUGUUUUCAAUUUCUGUUGAAGGAGCGAAGGUGUAUGCCAAACAAAAGAAACGAUUUUUUUUCAAUCAACCUUUCCAGAUUUUCCCCUUGUUCAAACAAUCUUUUAGCGACUGGAGUUUUUUACCUCAAAAUUGGCAAUUGGGAAAUGUGUCAAACACUGCAAUUGAAAAUUUUGCCUAUUUGCAGGGAACCUUUGGUGUUUAGAAAUUGCGUUUCAACUUUAGAUACGCCAGUGGAAUGCAAUGAGGUUAUUUUCCUUAGUGAAUAAAGCUUAUAUCUCCGUAUUUGAAGGAAUGUCAAUCUUUCCAUGUAUCUGUUUUCUCUUGGGUUUUGUGCUUAAAAGUAUAUGUCGAUAGAGAAUAUGAAUAUAAAUAUAGUAUAAAC